Molecule: messenger RNA, 1002 nt
Organism: Ostertagia ostertagi
Lineage: Eukaryota; Metazoa; Nematoda; Chromadorea; Rhabditida; Trichostrongylidae
Source: the annotation of a GenBank genome assembly
AUGUGGGCAAGAGCUCUGCUUGCCCUCAUUUUCUUGAGCUGCAUCUUCGCUGACGAUCUGCAACAGUGCCUUCAGUGCGUUCAGCAAAAGAAGACAUGGUGUACUGAAACAAGUGUAUGUGGAGAUUCGAGCGCAUGCAAAACGUCCAUUACGUUGUCGCUGAACUGUCCACGACUCCCUGAUCCAGCUUACGCCUACAACGAGACGUUUGUUCGCUACUUACAUCACUCCCCUGGUGGCUGGUGUUUUCCCUUCGACUCCGAAAAAUGUUUAAGAUCGCAGCUCCCCCAUGUUGCCUUCUACAAGACCAUCGACGUGAAGUGCGCAACUGAAAUGCCUGAUACCAAAUGUCAUGGAUAUACAGCUUGGGAUCCUGUUGAAAAAGCGAUUAUUAUCGCCUUUCGAGGGACAGACGGCAGUUACCAAAUGACCGACGAAAUUAUGAGUUUCUUCGCAAAACGAGUACCAUUCUUCAAUAACGGUCACCUGUUCAAAUACUUCCAUGAUGCGUUCUUCUUCCUGUGGAAUGGUGGGCUUGAGCAGCAAGUGCGGACGCUCAAAUUCCAAUAUCCUAACUACAAAUUCUAUGUGACCGGCCAUUCGCUUGGUGCGUCGAUCGCUUCCAUCUGUGCCUCAUACCUAGUUAAGUGGAAUAUGACUACGCCAGAAAAUCUACGACUGGUCACAUUUGGCCAGCCUCGAACAGGCGACUACGACUUCGCCACAUGGCAUGAGGCUACGUUUCCGUACGCCUAUCGUAUCAUUCACCAUCGCGAUCCUGUACCGCACAUCCCGCCACGGCUCGGACCUGAUCAGGUGUUCCACCACCGAUUUGAGAUUUGGUAUGACAACGAUAUGGCGGUUGGACAGCCGUACACAAUCUGCAAGGAAUCGGAUGGUGACUACUGCAGUAAUACCGUCAUCAGUACAGAAGGAAAUGAUCAUAAUUCGUACUAUGAUCGAAAUCUCGGCCACUGGGCUUCUCAAGGAUGCCCAUCGUAA